AUGCGUUACUCUGCUAUUGCCGCAUCAUUUCUCAUUUCUACCGCUUCGGCCUGGCGCUUCCCAGACUUCGACUGGAGCAACCAAGGCUUCCAAGGAUGGCCCCGUCCUAGCCACGGCUCCUCUGUGGCAGUUUCUGCAACUCCCACCAAGUCCGUUGCUGCUUCUGUGAGCCACGCUGCCUCCAGCGUCGUAGCCACCACUGUCGUAGCUACUGUCGCCCCGACUUCUGCCGCUGUCGUCCCAACCUCUGCCGUUGCGGAUGCCGCUUCCACCAAAGCUGCCUCGAAGACCUCUACUGCCGCCGCAAGCACUGGCACCAGCACCUCCGGCAGUCUGACUUCCGACGAACAGGCCGCUCUCGACGCACAUAACGAUGCCCGCGCUGAGGUUGGCACCGCUGACCUGACCUGGGACGCCUCCCUGGCUGCGGAUGCUCUGGCCUAUGCUAAGACGCUUGCUUCUUCUGGAACUUUCGAACACUCUGGUGUCUCCGACCAGGGCGAGAACCUGUACAUGCAGUACGGCACUGACACCCCUCUUACCAACGCCGUAAAAGGCUUCCUUGAGGAGAAGAGCUCGUACAACGGUGAGGCUAUCACCUCCACCAACUACAUGACUUUCGGUCACUACACUCAAUGCGUCUGGAAGGACACCACUAAGGUUGGAAUGGGUUCCGCCGCUGGCAGCGAUGGCUCUACUUACGUCGUUGCCCGCUACAAGGCUCCCGGUAACUACAUCGGCGAGACCGCCUACUAA
Didymosphaeria variabile is the source of this 756-nucleotide messenger RNA. RefSeq lists its product as uncharacterized. The record is from RefSeq and is a predicted model, not a curated record. The coding region runs from base 1 to 756 and encodes 251 amino acids. The transcript has 2 exons. Lineage: Eukaryota; Fungi; Ascomycota; Dothideomycetes; Pleosporales; Didymosphaeriaceae.